AUGGGCGCUCCAACUCCAUCUGCAACUCAAAAUCCAGAUCGCAACAAAACGGCUCUUCAACCAGACCUUGAGCAAGAGCUAAACAACACCAAUGAGGAAGAUUUCCCACCAGAUGCAUUGAAUGCAAAUUCUAAGUUCCAAGAAGAGCCCAAGGCUCGACAUCAACGGAAGAUUAAGCCCAAACGCAGUCGAUCACGAGCUGGAUGCUAUACCUGCAGACUACGACGCAAAAAGUGCGAUGAAAGUAAGCCCAAAUGUGGGCCAUGUUCGAAACAUAUGUUCAAGUGCAUUUGGCCGCGCAAAGGUGAAGGUCGCUUGACUGGAGACAUGCGUGAAAAGAUGAAAAAGAAGAUCGAUCUCUACGACGACGGAUCAACCAAUGCACAUGCUGCUAACCAGGAAAAGAGGCCAGAACAAUGCUUUGUCAAUUACACUCUGGGAUCUUAUAAAUGCGGUGUUGUACUGCUGAAUAGUGACAUUCCAGGUUUGGGGUCAAUCCCGGAGCUUCUCAGCGAUGAGGCAGGCGAAGAUGAAGACGAGGAAUUCAAUGACUACGAAAUAGACAAUGGCGAUGCGAGCAAAAUGAAGUUCGAGCAGGAUAAUAGUGCAAUGGAGGCAUACAACGUUCAACAGAACGAGUUCAGGGCUUUGAAUGAUACGCAACCCGUUACAAACAAAAAAAGUGAUAGUCAGGUGGAACUCACACUGGGUCAAGGUCGUGACAAGCACUACGAUGGAAAUGAAAUACGCGUAGACUUUCCAGUGUCACCGACUUUGGGCAAGAUUUUCGGUUCUGAUCCUCAGGAUACGGUUCUUUCCCCAGCCUUUUUGGAUUCUCCCCCGCCAACAGGAGUUGAACCAGCAGAUGGUGCAACCACAAACGAUUUUCAGCGGCUGACAAUAACGGCUAAUACAGACGAUGAUUAUAAUGCUUACGGGCUAGACGAAGAAUUAUCGGAAAAACUGUAUGAUAAACUAAUGCGUAAGUUUGUGAACUGGACAAGUUCUCAAAACGAAGCUCGAAAAACAAUUUCAGUGGGUAAUCUAAUGUCCCAAUACCAGUUCACGCAACAGGACUUGUUGCUGUACUAUACGUGCAUUUACUAUUUCCUACCCGCGGUGGGCCCGCAACACACGUUGCCUCAAUUAACAACCACAGAGACAUUUGUGCCUUUACUUGCACAAAAUGCGAUCGUGAAGGAUGUAUUUCUGUGCUGUGGAGCUACUUUUCUGGCCUGGUGCCAACCGCAGAAAUACUCGGACACGGCUGAAGCUUUGUACCAAAAAUGCAAAGCUUGCUUGCACGAUGAGUUGAACUCAAACCGGGUCUGUGGCGAUGAGACGUGGAUAUUUGCGUGUUUCCAACUUCUAGUCCUGACGAACAAGCUGCACAAUGGACAGGGAGAGUCGAUGGUGGAUCGAUGUGUAGAUAAUCUGUCGCAUUCCUUCGACAUCAUAAAACGCAAAUACAACGACAUCGAGAAACAUGGCUCCACUCCGGCUGACCGUAUGCUGAUGGAGAGUUUUAUGUACAACUACACGGUUUCGCUGCUGGUUGCAAAAGACUUGACGAAAUUACCCAACCCGUUUGGCAAAGGGUUCCAAAAGUUGGCAGCGUUGUUGAAGUCACCGCUUUUCAACGACUGUGACGUUGCAUGGAUGAACAACCCGAUAUUGGGCCCUUCAUUGGAUGCUUUCUGCAUACUGGCCAAAGUGUCGUUUCUGAGUCGGCUGCCGCUACCGCUGGAGGAAAGCCAAUGGCGGGCAGUUGCAGACAGACUACUAGAGGAGUGUCUGUACUACAAACCUCCGCGAUUGCCCGAGCAAGUGCGGAACGAUGAGCAGAAAUAUGAGAUAUACCGGCCGGGACUGCUGUGCGGGUCGAUCAUCAGCAAGGCGUGCUAUUUACUACUGAGCAAGAUUCUACGGUUUGAGGACUUUGACGUACAUGACCAGCAGAUACAGGACUUGGUCAAAUACACCAUCAAGAGUCUAAAGGAUAUCGAGAAGGGCACUCCGUUACUAUGCAUCCUGCUGUGGUCGUUGCUAGUGAUCGGCGCGUUUACUGUGGAUUUCGAAGAUCGACAGGUCAUUAAAGAGUAUUUGAAAAGCACAUCGGAGACGAUCCACUCAUAUGGCGCUUUAAAGAUCAAUUUGUUGUUGCAAUUGGUGUGGGAUCAUGACGAUAUAAACUUGUUAUUUGUGAGAGAGAAUAUUGGACAGGUUAUCAUUUGA
Molecule: messenger RNA, 2235 nt
Organism: Lachancea sp. 'fantastica'
Lineage: Eukaryota; Fungi; Ascomycota; Saccharomycetes; Saccharomycetales; Saccharomycetaceae
Source: the annotation of a GenBank genome assembly